AUGGAGUCCGGUGGGGGGAAGCCGAGCUUCCUUCGGAAUAUCCUGGUGCGCGUGUUUCUCCUCUGCUUGUUGAUCGUCGCCCUCAGAUUCGCCUACGUGGUCACAAUCCGGGGCGAAUCGUGCGACGUGGGCGAUUUCUGCUUCUUCGCCCUGCCGGAGACUUUCAACGUCGUCGCCGGCGUGGGCCAGCUUGCGAAGCCCUCGUCGGCGGCGGUCGUAUCUUCUUCCGGAAACUCCGCUCCCGCGACGCCGAAGAAGAUUCCCGAUCUGUGGACGACAAAGGGUUUUCAGAAAUCCGUUCAGUUCUACUCCUCGGUGUUUCAGGAUCUGAUAUCCGAAGCCAUCCUGAGCCCUAGCUUCAAGACCCUGUGCGUGGACACGGUAACCGGAGCAGAUGUGUUUGCUCUGAGGGAGAUUGGCGUGGAGGACUCCAUCGGAAUCUCGAGAAAGGGUUCCAAGCCGCUGGUAGUCCCGGGGCAGGGUUUCAAGCAGCCUUUCAGCAGGAACACCUUCGAUUUCGUCUUCUGUGGAGUUGGGGUGGUGGAAAAGACAGUGAAGCCGGGCGAUUUUGUGGCUGAGGUUGACCGGACACUGAAGCCCGAAGGGUUUCUGGUAGUCCACACAUCGGCUAACGACACGUACAGUUUUGAGUCGUUACUCGGUUUGUUCAAUUUCUGUAGAUUGGUAAAAAGUAGAGAUAUCAACGGGUUGGAUUCGAAAACUCUGUUCGUUCGAGAAAUUGUCCUGCAAAAGUUCACCGGGGAGGAGGAUGGUAUAAAACAGAUUACCGAUAAAUCGAGCAGUGAUUUCACAAACAAAUGUUCUGUUCCGGGUUAUAAACAGGAUCUGAUAAAGAAAGCAGAGCCCUUGAUCGACGAAGAGCCGAAGAAGCCCUGGAUCACGCUCAAGAAGAAUGUCCAGAACAUAAAGUACUUGCCUUCAAUGGUUGACAUUAGCUUUAAGUCGAGAUACAUAUAUGUCGACGUUGGAGCCAGAAGCUACGGCUCGAGCAUAGUGAGCUGGUUCAAAAAGCAAUACCCUAAACAGAACAAGACUUUCGAGAUAUACGCAGUUGAGGCUGAUAAAACCUUCUACCCAGAUUACAAGAACAAAAAAGGGGUUACUUUGCUACCAUAUGCAGCUUGGGUGAAGAAUGAGUCCUUGUUUUUCGAGAUUAACGAGGACCCUGGUCACAAAGAAGUCGAAAAAGGACGUGGGAUGGGCCGAAUUCAGCCCGUUCAGACCUCGAAUGGCUCAACAUCCUCGGAUAAUAUUGAUGAGAUUCAGGGUUUUGAUUUUGCCGAGUGGCUGAAAAAAACGGUGGUUGAAAGGGAUUAUGUGGUGAUGAAGAUGGAUAUUGAAGGGACCGAAUUCGACUUGAUUCCCAAGUUGUUUGAGACUGGUGCCAUUUGCUUGAUUGACGAGCUUUUUCUCGAGUGCCAUUAUAACAGGUGGCAAAAAUGCUGUCCUGGAGAGAGGUCUGCAAAGUAUCAGAAAACGUAUGGGCAGUGUCUGGAUUUGUUCACCUCUCUAAGGAAAAGUGGAGUUUUGGUGCAUCAAUGGUGGUGA
This is a messenger RNA of Striga hermonthica, 1569 nucleotides long. The record is from the annotation of a GenBank genome assembly. NCBI's taxonomy places the organism in Eukaryota, Viridiplantae, Streptophyta, Magnoliopsida, Lamiales, Orobanchaceae.